Dovyalis caffra is the source of this 201-nucleotide messenger RNA. Lineage: Eukaryota; Viridiplantae; Streptophyta; Magnoliopsida; Malpighiales; Salicaceae. The record is from the annotation of a GenBank genome assembly.
AUGUGGGCUCAUGAGAGCCGUCCACGUAGAGACAUAGAUAUGCUGUUAGAUGGUGCGGAUAAAAGUGAUUUUCGUCAGUGCGCUGUUCACAUGGGGCAGAGGGGUACUUUCGUCAAGAACGUUGAUGUUUAUCCGUUUCGUGCACGUGAAAACAAUGUGCCGACAUCAGCUAGUCCUCCUGAAUUGGUGGAGACAUGGUAA